CGAGUUGCAUGCAACAGAGGAGGCGGAGAAAGAAAGGAAGGCCGAAAGUCAGGGCCACAUUCGCAGUCACUGUAAACGAGUUAGAUGAUUUGUGUUUCAUUCAUUGACUUUAAAUAAAAAACGUUAAAUAUACAGUUGUACGCAGAAUCGCUCCCGUCUAGCGCGGGCCAUGCUGUCCUAGCAAAGGUAAUGAGCCGCAGCGCCCACAAACUGCAGCGGAGCUGGAAUGACUGGCAGCCCAGAGGCGACAGUGCAUCAGCCAGCCAGGACAGUGUAAAGCUCAGUGUCCUGAGAGAUCACGGCCCAUUAGCAUCUUAUAACACUCCGCUGGCCAACCCACCCAUCAUCCUUCCACAGCAGAAUGAAGCUGUCGGAGCCUCAGAGGUUCAUGAAGAUGAGAGUAGGUGUGGAUUUGAAGUCGAUGGAGGUCCUGCUGAAAAUGCUUUUGGUCGGAAGUCGCUGGGGCAAGAGUUGAGGGUUAACGAUGUGACAACGGAUUUAACCAGUUUUCAGCAUGGAAAUCGUGCUUUAGCUACAAAGGACAUGAGGAAAUCACAGGAUCGAUCAUUGCCUUACUCUGAUGAGUCUCGGCUGAGCAACCUACUGCGGAGGGUGUCCCGGGAAGAUGACAGGGACCGCAGACUGGCCACUAUGAAGCAGCUGAAAGAGUUAAUUCAAUAUUCGGAAAACAAAGUGGUCCUAGUGAAACAGUUAGACAGUAUCCUGGCUGCUAUACAUGAUGUUUUAAAUGAAAGCAGUAAGCUUCUCCAGGAGCUGCGUCAGGAGACCGCGUCCUGCCUGGGCCUCCUCUGCACUUCCCUUAGCUAUGAAGCAGAGAGGAUCUUCAAGUGGAUUUUUGCCAAGUUCAGCUCCUCUACGAAGGACGAAGUGAAGCUGCUGUACCUGGUGGCUGCCUACAAAGCGCUGGAGACUGCAGGGGAGAAGAAGGCGUUUUCACCAGUCAUGCAGCUUGUGAUGAGCAACCUGCAGUCUAUCCUUGAGAACCUGGAUACCCCAGAGCUGCUGUGUCAGAGUGUGAAAUGCAUUCUGCUGGUGGCUCGUUGUUACCCGCACAUCUUCAGCACCAACUUUAGGGACACUGUGGAUAUCCUGGUUGGGUGGCAUAUUGAUCACACACAGAAGCCUUCACUCACGAUGCAGGUGUCGGGCUGGCUACAAAGUCUGGAGCAGUUCUGGGUGGCAGAUCUUGGCUUUUCCACUACCCUGCUGGGGCAGUUCUUGGAAGACAUGGAGGCGUAUGCAGAGGACCUAAGCCAUGUGGCGUCUGGAGAGUCUGUGGAUGAAGACAUCCCCCCGCCCUCGGUGUCACUGCCCAAGCUGGCAGCCCUGCUCCGCGUCUUCAACACUGUGGUGCGCAGCAUCGGGGAGAGAUUCAGCUCUUUCCGCGGCCCUCCCAUCACAGAGCCAUAUGUAACUGAUGUGCUGAAUCGAGUGUUGACCUGCGUCACCACAGCCAAGCAAGUGUUUUUUUCGGAGGCGGUCUUGACUGCAGCCAAUGAGUGUGUUUGUGUGCUGCUGGUGAGCGUGGACAUGGGUGUGAGCAAACUCACUGAUGCUGUGAUAUUAUAUGGCUUCAACCAGCUGGAGAGCUGCCAAGCCUGUGGACCAGAGUACAGCAUCUCCGUUCUCAACCUGCUUAUGCUGAUUGUAGAUCAUAUAAACACCAAUCUACCAUCCUCAUUCGUUGAGAAGCUUUUUGCACCAGAUUCACAAUUGCUUGAGCUGCGGUUCCACCGGGAGAAGGAGGUGACCUCUGCAGCUCACGGCGUAUACCAGGCAGUCCUGAGCUUAAAAAACAUCCCUGUCCUGGAGGCGGCAUACAAACUGGUGCUGGGAGAGAUGGGCUGUGCACUAAACAGCCUGCUGAGACCCCUGGGUCUACCCCCAGCCUGCCCCAACAUCCAGCAUGCAGCCUUCAGUGGUACCAAGUUCAACCAGGAGAGAGCAGAGUUUAUCCUCAUCUUUGACCUCAGCGCCCUCACUACCAUCGGCAACACCAAGAACUCUCUUAUUGGGAUGUGGGCACUGUCCCCCACAGUCUUCGCUCUGCUCAGUCAGAAUUUGAUGAUUGUUAAUGGGGAUCUGGCAGUGCAUCACCCUGCUGUUCAGUACGCAGUGCUCUACACCCUAUACUCGCAUUGUACCAGGCACGACCACUUCAUCUCAAGCAGUCUGAGCUCAUCCUCACCUUCCCUUUUUGACGGAGCUGUGAUCAGCACAGUCACUACGGCAACAAAGAAACACUUCAGCAUCCUUCUUAAUCUGCUGGGGGUGCUGCUGAACAAGGAGCAUCUGUACCCUGAGGCCAGGAAACUGCUACUGAUGUGGGCUUUGGAGGUGUCUUUGGUGAUGAAGAAAUCCGAGACGUACGCUCCCCUCUUCUCUCUUCCCUCCUUUCAAAAGUUCUGCAAAGGAUUGCUGGCCAAUGCCCUGAAUGAAGAUCCUUCAGUUUGCCUCCAGACCUGCAGCAGUCUCCAGGUCCUCUCACCUUCCCUCUCUGCUGAGCUGCUGCAAAAGUGUGUGGAUGUGUGUCGAGUCCAGUUGGUGCACUCUGCUGUGCGGGUUAGACAGGCUUUCGGGAAGCUGCUGAAGACAAUCCCGCUGGAUGUUACACUGAGUAACAGCGGACACACAGAGAUUCAGGGUAUCUCGCUGGCCAUCCGGGGUCACAUGAGUAAGGCUCCCAGCAACACCUUCCACCCUCAAGACUUCUCUGACCUCAUCAGCUUUAUUCUGUAUGGGACAGUUCACCGUGGAGGGAAAGAGCCCUGGUUGGAAAAGCUGUACCACAGCUGCCAGCGACUAGAGAAGAGAGAUGCCACACCCAUCCCCCGUGCCCUGAUGAAGACUGAGGCAGUGCUCUGGCAGUGGGCAGUCUGGGAAGCGGCACAGUUUACUGUCUUGUCCAAACUGCGCACCCCACUGGGACGAGCGCAAGACACUUUCCAGACAAUUGAGGGGAUAAUUCGCAGCCUGGCCGCUCAUAGUUUGAACCCAGAGCAGGAGCUGAGCCAGUGGAGUGGUGGGGAGAGCGACGAGGGUCACCACAGUAACCAGCUGCGGCUUGCGCUGCUGCUGCAGUUCCUCGAGAAUCUGGAGAAGCUCAUGUAUAACGCCUAUGAGGGCUGUGCAAAUGCACUCACCGCGCCACCUAAGGGCAUCCGCACCUUCUUCUACACCAACCGGCAGACAUGCCAGGACUGGCUGACCCGGAUCCGUAUGGCUCUGAUGCGAGUGGGGCUGCUGUCUGGACAGCCUGCGGUAACUGUGCGGCACGGGUUUGACUUGCUCACUGAGAUGAAGAACAGCAACACUCAGGGCCCUGAGAUGGAGGUUCCCAUCAUGAUGUUGGUUGAGGCUUUGUGUGAGCUGCACUGCCCUGAGGCCAUCCAGGGGCUGGCAACCUGGAGCUCUGCCACUGUGGGGAAGAGUCUGGGCUGGAUCAGCUCUGUGGCUCUGCAGGCUGAGGGAAGGUUUGAGAAGGCUGCAGUGGAGUACCAGGAACAGCUCUGUGCCAUCACAGGGGUUGACUGCUCAAUCAAAGGCUUUGACAGGACCCUGCUUAAAGUGGCUAAUGCCAACAGUGGCAAUACUGCUAGCCCCAAGCACACGGGCAACGGAGACUGCAGGAAAACAGUUCUGCUGAAACCCAGCGACUGCUCCUCAGAAGUGGUGAACUUCUUGGCCAACAAGGUGUGCGAGUGCUAUGUGGCCCUCUCUGACUGGUCUUCAGUGCAGGAGUGGCAGAACAGCGUCCUUACCAUGAAGAAAAGCUCCAGCGGUUCUGCCAUCCAGCUGAAAACUGACUUUAACUAUGUCAGGGCUCUGAGCAGUUUUGAAGCUGGAGAUUUUGCUGCGUGCCAUGAACAGCUAGAGCUCCUGCCAGGAGAGGAUGUUGGCCUGCUGAGUUCUUUCAGGGAUAAGCUAGACCUUAAGAAGCUGCUGCCGUGUGUACUCAGUCCAGACCCCACCGAGCUGCAUAAAGCCAUCGAGGUGCAGCUGUUGAGAAGUGCUGUGGGAGUGGUCUCCACUGUUAGUCAUGAUGAGCAAGACCAGAAACCCAUUUCAGAAAACCUGGUGAAGUACCUGAAGCAAACUGCACGCAUCUCCCUUGGCCCUCUGAGGCUGUCCACUUUGACUCUGGCAGGAUCCCUGCCCACCCUUAGUACCCUGCAGCUGCAGUGUGCCACAACCCUGGAGAGCACACUCACAAGCCGCCUUGCUUCAGAGCACUGUCUGAUUCCUCUCUACAGCCAGGCCCUAUGUUCAUGUAAGCAGCAGGAUGUCCAGCCCUGGCUACAUGCCCUCCGGUACACAGUAUUCCAGCGGCAGCUUUCUGCAAAGCUCAAAGGUUCUUCUGCUCCCAUUGGCCCCCAUCUCAUGGAGUUGUGUUUGACUGCUGUGAAGUUUGCUCGGAAACAAGGCAACAUUGCCCUGGCAACCAGGCUUCUGGCACAGUGUAGUGAGGUGCCAGUUGGGGGUGCUGCCACUGGACAGGACCUGGUGCAUCUCUUCAAAUGCCUGUCACUGCAAGGCUCUGUAGUAGAGAAGUGGGGCCCUGAGCUGGACAUUGAGAAGGCAAAGCUGCUGUAUACAGCAGGUCAGUCAGGCUCCGCCAUGGAGAUGCUGAGUUCCUGUGCAAUCUCAUACUGCCAGUCCGGGAGCUAUGAGCAUGCAGCAUCCCGCUCCAUCCUCACGCUGUGUAAAUGGCUGCUGGCAGAGUGGAAAGACCUGACUGGACAGCUGAAGCAGGUGGUGAAGAAACCUCCCUCCUCCACCGGGAUGUCACCCCUCAGCAGAAACAUCGCCACCCUGCUGGAUCUAGAACCUGUGGACCAGACUCUUCCAUGCAUCACAGCUGAGGCCACAGUGAGUGUGGGAGUGGGUGAGCCAGAUUUUGUGCUGGGGCAACUCUACCAGCUGUCAGCAGCACAGGCACCUGAAGUUGCCAAGUCUUGGGCAACCCUGGCCAGCUGGGCUUACAGGUGGGGCCGAAAGGUUGUAGACAACGCCAGCCAAGGAGAGGGGGUCCCCCUACUGCCUGGUGAGAAGAAGGAAGUGGAGGAGCUUCUGCCAAGCAGCACUUCUGAGGACGACAAAGAAACUAUUUACAGCAUUCUGGGGCAGGCCAUGUGUCGGCCUGCAGGCAUACAGGAUGAAGACCUGGCUCUGCAGAACGAGGAGGAUGAGGAGGACGACAUGGUGGAUGUGAUCUGGAGGCAGCUCCUGGGCUCCUGCCCGUGGCUGUCUGAAGUGGAGGAGAGCGUCACGGAGGGGCUUAUCAGAGUCUGGCGCAGAGUAGUCGACCGCAUCUUCGGCCUGUACCGGGUCUCUUGCCGAGCCUACUUCACAUUCCUCAAACUUAAUGCUGGCCAGGUCCCCGUCAAUGAAGACGACCCCAAGCUGCUCCUGAAUCACGAGAACGAAAAGCAGAGCAAUGAUGAUGUGAUUGUCAUGGCUACCCUGCGGCUGCUGCGAUUGCUGGUGAAACAUGCUGGGGAGCUCAGGGAGGGACUUGAGCUGGGACUGGCAUCAACCCCCACCGCUCCUUGGAGAGGUAUAAUCCCCCAGCUUUUCUCCAGACUGAACCACCCAGAGGUUUAUAUCCGGCAGAGUAUCUGCAGCCUGCUGUGUCGUGUGGCCCAGGACUCUCCCCAUCUCAUCUUAUACCCAGCAAUCGUGGGUUCUAUCUCUUUGGGAGGAGAGGCGCAGGCUGCAGGAAGCAAGCUGCCCUCUGCACUCCCCACACUGCUGAGUAACAUCCAGGGUGAAGGACUGUGUCGUGGGGAGAGUGAGGGGGAAAGUGCCCCUGCCUCCCAAGAGAGCAACAAAGGAGAGGAGCUGGUGCCUUGUUCCAGCGAAGACCAGGCCAUGAUGCAGGACUGCUACAGCAAGAUUGUGGACAAGCUGUCCUCUGCCAACCCCACAAUGGUGCUCCAGGUUCAGAUGUUAGUAGGAGAGCUGCGGCGCAUCACCCUGCUCUGGGAUGAGCUCUGGUUGGGGGUCCUGCAGCAGCAGCACAUGCAUGUCCUGCGCAGAAUUCAGCAGCUGGAGGACGAGGUCAAGAGAGUGCAAAACAAUAACACUCUGCGCAAGGAGGAGAAGAUUGCAAUCAUGCGAGAGAAGCACUCUGCACUGAUGAAGCCAGUGGUCUUUGCACUGGAACACGUCCGCAGCAUCACUGCUGCCCCCGCAGAGACACCACAUGAGACCUGGUUCCAGGAGACCUUUGGAGAUGCCAUCGACAACUCCCUGGAGAGGCUGAGGAACCCCUCCAACCCAGCCAACCCAGCCAGCAGCUGGGUUCCAUUCAAACAGAUCAUGCUGAGCUUGCAGCAGAGAGCACAGAAGCGUGCCAGUUACCUGCUGCAGCUGGAUGAAAUCAGCCCAUGCCUGGCCACCAUGGAGAGCACGGAGAUUGCUCUGCCCGGAGAGGUCUCUGCUACUGAUGCUGUCACCAUCCAGAGUGUGGGCAACACCAUAACCAUCCUGCCGACCAAAACAAAGCCCAAGAAACUCUAUUUCCUUGGCUCUGACGGCAGAAACUACCCCUACCUGUUUAAAGGGCUGGAAGACUUGCACCUUGACGAGCGGAUUAUGCAGUUCUUAUCAAUUGUGAACACCAUGUUCACUAAGGUGAACCAGCAGGAGAGCCCUCAUUUCCAGGCUCGCCACUACUCGGUCACGCCCCUGGGGACACGCUCUGGACUCAUUCAGUGGGUGGACGGGGCCACACCCCUCUUCGGGCUCUACAAGCGUUGGCAACAGCGUGAGGCUGUACUGCAGGCACAAAAGGCCCAGGAUUCAUUUCAGCAGCCCCAGAAUCCACCCAUGGUUCCUCGCCCAAGCGAGCUCUACUACAGCAAGAUCAGCCCCGCCCUGAAAGCUGUGGGACUCAGUUUGGAUGUGUCACGUCGAGACUGGCCGCUGAGCGUCAUGAGGGAUGUCCUGAAGGAGCUAAUGGAGGCCACACCACCCAACCUACUGGCCAAGGAGCUGUGGUGUUCCUGCACCACCCCCAGCGAGUGGUGGAGAGUCACUCAGUCCUACGCCAGGUCCACUGCAGUGAUGUCCAUGGUGGGUUACAUCAUUGGGCUGGGUGAUCGGCACCUGGACAAUGUGCUGAUUGACAUGACCACUGGAGAGGUGGUUCAUAUUGACUACAACGUCUGCUUUGAGAAAGGAAAGAGUCUGCGGGUGCCUGAGAAGGUUCCCUUUCGCAUGACGCACAACAUUGAGACAGCACUGGGGGUUACAGGGGUUGAGGGCAUCUUCAGACUGUCCUGUGAACAGGUGAUUCAAAUGAUGCGGCGUGGGCGUGAGACCCUGCUGACGCUGCUGGAGGCCUUUGUGUAUGACCCCCUGGUGGACUGGACUGCUGGGGGAGAGGUGGGCUUUGCUGGAGCAGUGUAUGGAGGGGGAGGCCAGCAGGCUGAGAACAAACAGAGCAAGAGGGAAAUGGAGAGGGACAUCACACGCAGUCUCUUCUCCUCCCGUGUGGCUGAAAUCAAGGUUAACUGGUUUAAAAACCGUGAAGAAAUGCUGUCGGUGCUGCCGGAGUUAGAGAGUGGAGUGGAGGAGUACCUGAAUCUCCAAGAGCAGCUCACAGAGGUGGAGAAACUGCAGGGCAAGCUUUUGGAGGAGAUUGAGUUUCUGGAUGGAGCAGAAAAUAGGACGGACCACCUCAUUCACACACUGGCGCAUAGGUACUCGGAGCAUACUCAACUUCAGUCUCGGGAGCAUGCGGUCCAGGAGGCGAUCCAGGUGAAGCUUUCAGAUUUCGAUCAAUGGAUCUCGCAGUACCAGACUGCCUUUGCUAGUCUGGAGGCAACCCAGCUCGCCAGCCUUCUUCAGGAGAUUAGCAGCCCCAUUGACCUGGGCCCACCCAGCUAUGUUCCUGCCACAGCCUUCCUUCAGAAUGCUGGCCAGGCACACCUGAUCAGCCAGUGCGAGCAGCUGGAAGGGGAGGUGGGGGCGCUGUUUCAGCAGAGACGCUCCCUGCUGCGUGGCUGCCUUGAGCACCUGCACAGCUAUGCCACUGUGGCCCUGUUGUACCCCCGCGCUGUCUUCCUCCGCCAUCGUGCUUACGCCUGGAAGCAGUGGAUGGAGGAGCUGAUUUGUGACAUGACUGUAGACCACUGCCAGGCAAUCUACUGCAAAUAUGAGAUUCAGUAUGCAGCCCAGCCGCCUCCUUCCACCUGCCAGUUCCUAUCUAGCACUGAAAUGACACUGCAGCACCACGCAGCUGACACAAAUUCACGGCUGCUGCGGCAAGCAGAGCGCUUGAAGGCAGAAGGUGCCAGUGUAUCGGUGUGUGAGGAGCAGCUGCAGGAGAUUGAGCGCUGCAUCACUGUGUUCCUGCAUGAGAAUGGAGAGCUGGGCUCACUCAGCCUGGCUGGAAUACUCGUCUCAGCACUCUGCACACUCACCAGGCGUAACCUGGUGAUGGAAGGAGCAGCGGCAAGUGCGGGAGAGCAGCUGAUGGAGCUGACUUCCCGGGAUGGAGCCUGGUUCCUGGAGGAGCUCUGCAGCAUGAGUGGGAACGUGGCCUGCCUGGUACAGCUGCUGCAACAAUGCCAACUCCUGCCACAUGACCUGGAAAUUCCCAGCCCCUCUGAGACCGCCCAGGCUGUCUACCUGGCCAAUGGAGUCUACACCUGUCUGCAGGAGCUGAACACCAAUUUCCGACAGAUCAUCUUCCCAGAGGCUCUGCGUUGCAUGAUGAAGGGAGAAAGCACCCUGGAGAACAUGCUGGCUGAGCUGGACACACUGAUUGAGCAGAAUGCAGACGGGGUCUCCCUUCAGGGGCUGGGUGAGGCGCUGCAGACGCACCUCCGCAAUGCCGCCAUGGGAUUGGAAGAGGAGGCAGACGCCCACUACCUCGAUGUCACCAGGAUGCUGCGAGCCCAGUACUCUGAGCUGAUCCAGCCUCGCAACCUGCAGGGCUUGGUGCAGGACACACCCAAGAUGAGUGCAGGCCAGAUGUUACUGGUGGCCUUUGAUGGGAUGUUUGCUCAGCUGGAGACGGCAUUUGGACUCCUGACUGAAAAGCUCAACAAGAUGGAAGUACCGCCUGCCUGGCGGAAGAUCGAUGUGAUACGGGAGGCGCGGGCAGCACAGGUAAACUUCUUCAACAGUGCUCGGCACAGGCAGGUCCUGGAGGGGAUCUUCUUCCUCAAGCGGCUGCAGACCAUCCGUGAGUUCUUCAGGCUCUGUAGAUCUUUCGCACAGACAGUGUCUGGAACAAGCCCAUCCUCCACAGAUGAACCUGGCGCCCCGAAUGGCCCAGUGUCAUUGGUCCAGGUUAAGCCCCUGUAUCGCAAUGCUGCCGUUGUCAGCGAAGACCAGAUGGCACGACCCAUCAAGUCAUUCACAGCAGACUUUGUCAGACAGCUACUAAUGGGGCUGCCUACGCAGGCAUUGGGACUUGCACUGUGCAGUGCACUGAGUGCCCUGGGCAUGGACCUCAUUGCUCAGGUGGAGGCCAAGGACUUUGGGGCGGAGGGCAAGGUGUCUCUGGAUGACCUGUGUAAGAAGGCAGUGGAGCAGGGAGUACAGGCCGGCCGGCUGUCGCAGCUCCUCCUCAACAGAGCCACCGUCCUGGCCAGCUCCUAUGAUGCGGCCUGGAAGAAACUGGACCUGGUGCGUCGCCUGGAGACCAACAUCGAGGCCUGCAAGGUCAUCCUGCAGAGAGCACAGCUCCACAUCGCCAUGUUCCAGUGGCAGCAUGAAGACGUCCUGGGAACUCGGAACCAGCCAAUGACAGUCAGCCCGUCACCACGCUCUGCCAUCCUUGGCAACAUGAAGAAGAAGCUGCACGCGCUCAGUCAGAUCGAAGCUUCCAUUGCCAGCGUACAGGAGAAGUUGGCAUCACUAGAGGGCAGUAUCGAGCAACGGUUGAAGUGGGCAGGGGGAGCAAACCCAGCAUUGGCUCCUGUGCUGCAGGAUUUUGAAGUGACCAUUGGUGAGCGGCGAUCGCUGGUCAUAAAGGAGGGACAGCGCGCCAACCAGGUGACGUUCCUGUGCAGCACCAUCCUGAACUUUGAGAGCCUGCGAACACGCACCCCUGAGGCUCUCAGCAUGGAUGCGACGCUCUUCGAGCUACUCAAGAGAUGCCAGGCCACCUGCUCCUUCGCAGCACAGUUUAGCAGCUCCGUCUCGCUGCUGGAGCUGCGCCUCCUUAACAGGCUUAGUCCUGGACUUGACCUGCCGAUUGGUGACCCUGAUUGGCUUGCGUGCGCCCAGAAACAGCUGACCCAGGAGAUGUCUGCUCAGAGAUCAGUGCAGGCAGAGCGGGAGCAGCACAUAGAGUGCGUCUCAGAGAGCCUGCAGGGGCUGGUGGACGCCAUCAAGAGCAUCCUGUCCAGUCACAACCGGCAGCUUGGUGAUGUCAAGCACCUGCUGAGGGCCAUGGCCAAGGACGAAGAGAAUGCUCUUGCAGAAGGUGAGGAGAUCACGUACGAGGGCAGUGUGCGACAGUUCUUGUCGGAGUAUAAGGUGUGGCAAGACAACGUCCAGAUUGUGCUGUUCACGGUGGUGCAGUCCACAGGGCAGCUACGCAGCCAAGAGCAGGUGGAGCUGCUGCAGGAGAUCCCACCUACUCUGAAGGAGCUGAAAUCGCAAAGUCAGAGGAUCUAUAACGGGCUGGUAGGCUUUGCAUCACCUUUGGUGACUGAGCGAGUGAGUGACUGCACCAGCCCCACAUCUUCUGGGCUGCAGACCAGCUUUGCUGCAGCUGUGCGCUGUAGCACUCUGAAGACUCAGCCAGACAGCAUGUCUCAGAAUGCCCGCAAGCCGCUUCCGCGAAACCUGGACACCCCGGCAGACACCCCACCUAGCACCCUGCUACUCACCAGUAAAGGUCUGGCCCCCAGUCCCAAGAGAGCUGUGCGUGACCCAAAAACGGGAAGAGCUGUGCAGGAGCGGAAUUCGUAUGCUGUGAGCGUGUGGAAACGAGUGAAGGCAAAACUGGAGGGGAGAGAUGUGGAUCCCAACAGGAGGAUGAGUGCGGCAGAGCAAGUGGAUUAUGUGAUCAAAGAGGCUACAAAUGUGGAUAACCUGGCCCAGUUAUAUGAAGGGUGGACAGCAUGGGUGUGAAUGUGAAGCCAA
Messenger RNA from Polyodon spathula (Mississippi paddlefish), 11130 nucleotides. RefSeq names its product SMG1 nonsense mediated mRNA decay associated PI3K related kinase (gene smg1). Gene Ontology annotation, cellular component: nucleus. NCBI's taxonomy places the organism in Eukaryota, Metazoa, Chordata, Actinopteri, Acipenseriformes, Polyodontidae. Bases 190 to 11118 code for a protein of 3642 amino acids. The transcript has 62 exons. Gene Ontology annotation, biological process: nuclear-transcribed mRNA catabolic process, nonsense-mediated decay; phosphorylation. The record is from RefSeq and is a predicted model, not a curated record. Gene Ontology annotation, molecular function: protein serine/threonine kinase activity; protein binding.